CAAAAGUAAGGCUACGUCUACAACAGCAUUGUUGAGUUUAGUAAAUCAAACACCGUAAUGGUUGUCGAAUCAGACGACUCUGGUUUUCGCCAACUGGAAUACUUCUCUUUAGUUUCAAAAGUUUGCACAGAAUUAACAAAUCAUUUGGGUUUAGAUGACAAAGUCCUGGCUGAAUUUGUUAUUCAUUUGGCUAAGAAAAAUCCGACUUUUGAAAAAUUCAAAAGUGCUUUGGAAAAGAAAGGCGCGGAGUUUACGGACCCAUUAAUAGCCAGUAUUUUACGCCUAGUUGAGAAAAUGCUUCCAAAGAAGGAGAAAGUUACUAAAAAGAAGGCAUUAACAUCUUCAUCUAACAAGAAAGAUUCUGAGUUAGAUGUUGUCAAAAACAAACUAGAAUUGAGAAAGCGACUUUUACCUGCUUUGUGUAUGCCAAAUGAAGAUCCAAACGACGAGCGAUUGAAUGUGGAAUCUGAAAAUGUAGAACCGUGCAGUGAUACUGAUAAAAAGGAUGGGAUUCGUAACAAAUUCGUUCAUCCUGAUGAACUGGAAGAGGAAUUCCAUAGUGAUAAUAUCAAUAAUAAAAAAGAUUGUGUAGAUGACGUCGAAGCUUUGGCUAUGAUUAAAGACUUGGAAUUAUUGUUAUCCGGUGCUAAGGAAGCAUCAUUAUCUAAGUCAAAGCCACGUGACGAAAAGAAAAGUGAAGAUAGACGUGCUCGUCGUUCACAUUCUAAAUCUCCUCAUCGUUCACGACAUUCAAAUCGAAGGGCUCAUCAAAGAAAUCCUGAUGCAUCUAGUGAUUAUCGUGGUCAUCGUAAAAAGUCCAGAUCACCUCAUGGGAAAGAAUCCAGAUCGCCGUCGCCCCACUCCUCCAGACAUCGAUCUAAGGAUCAUUCUCCAGCUAACAAAUCGUCUUAUCAUAGAGACCGAUCACGAGCUGAUCAUAUUUCACCUAAAAGGUAUUCUCAUAGUUCAAGUAGUCCAAAUUACGAAAGUAAACGACUAAAAGAUCUUCCUUCAGAACCUAUUGUGGGCGAUAUCUAUCGUGGUAGAGUUACAAAUGUGCUAGCAUUUGGAGCUGUUGUUCAGUUAGAUGGACUUCGUAAGAGAUGGGAAGGUCUGGUGCAUAUUUCUCAGCUACGUCAAGAAGGUCGUGUGGCCAGUGUUGGCGAUGUUGUUAAUCGCAAUCAAAAGGUCUGGGUAAAAGUUAUCUCGUUCACAGGUACUCGAACUGGUCUUAGUAUGCGUGAGGUGGACCAAGAGACGGGUGCUGAUUUGAAUGCUUCACGCUUACCUGAGAAGAAAUCCAAUAAUUCUAGUGAAUCGUUAGAUAAAGAUAAAAUACGUCUCGUAGAUGAAGAGGAUAUCGAUGGUGUUCGGAAUCCUGAUCGUCCUGCAGCUAACUCUGGACCAGGAUUUUUCGGUAGACGCAAAGAAAUGGGAUUUGAGGAAGACAUUGAAUCUGGUCCCAAACGAAAGGUUCAACGAAUUAGUAGUCCAGAACGCUGGGAAUUAAAACAAAUGAUGUCAGCUGGUGUAAUUGAAAAGACAGAAUUACCUGAUUUCGAUGAAGAGACUGGACUUUUACCACGUGAAGAUGAAGAAUCUGACGAAGAUAUUGAAAUCGAACUUGUUGAAGAUGAACCACCAUUUCUUAAGGGUCAUGGUCGACAUGCGAUGGAUUUGUCUCCAGUUAGAAUAGUCAAGAAUCCAGACGGAUCAUUGCAACAAGCUGCCAUGAUGAGACAAGCUCUACAAAAGGAAAGACGUGAAAUGAAACAACAAGAAAGACAAAACCAAGUAACAGCUGAACGAGAGACUGCUCCUGAACGGAUGGGUAAAGAUUGGCAUGAUCCAAUGGGGUUUACUUUGGACAAUGAACCACAGUUUUCAGGUUCACGUUCAACUGACCAGUUUAAAGAUGUACCGGAAUGGAAACGUGCUGUUCAAGGGGGUACAAGAACUGGAGCUGUUGGUAAAAAGAUUGUACGAUCUAUUCUUGAACAGCGUCAAGCCUUACCCAUAUUCAGACUAAAAGAUGAGCUAAUGAAGGCAGUGAAUGAUAAUAAAGUAUUGAUUGUUAUUGGAGAAACUGGUAGUGGGAAGACUACCCAAAUAACACAAUAUCUAGCUGAAGCAGGUUAUGUCAACACUGGUCGCAUUGGAUGCACUCAACCACGUCGAGUAGCAGCUAUGUCUGUAGCUAAACGCGUAUCUGAAGAAUUUGGUUGUCGUCUAGGGCAAGAAGUUGGUUAUACAAUACGUUUUGAAGAUUGUACUGCACCAGAGACAAAAAUCAAAUACAUGACAGAUGGUAUGCUGUUACGUGAAUGCCUUAUUGAUCCGGAUUUACGCCAAUAUUCAGUAAUUAUGUUGGAUGAAGCACAUGAACGAACAAUACAUACAGAUGUAUUAUUUGGUUUAUUGAAAAAAGCUAUUCAAAAACGAGAUGAUAUGAAGUUAAUUGUCACUUCAGCUACUCUUGAUUCAGUCAAAUUUUCUCAGUACUUUUUUGAAGCUCCUAUAUUCACUAUACCUGGUCGUACAUAUCCUGUUGAAAUAUUGUAUAGUUUAGAACCAGAAAAUGAUUAUCUAGACGCUGCACUCAAUACAGUUAUGCAAAUUCAUUUAACUGAACCUCCAGGAGAUAUAUUAGUAUUUUUAACUGGUCAAGAAGAAAUCGACUCUGGUUGUGAACUUCUUUAUGAACGUAUGAAAGCUUUAGGCUCUGAAGUACCUGAAUUAAUCAUUUUACCAGUUUAUGCAGCUUUACCAUCUGAAAUGCAAUCGAGAAUUUUUGAUCCUGCACCUCCAGGCUCCCGUAAAGUAGUGAUUGCUACAAAUAUUGCUGAAACAUCUUUAACAAUUGAUGGAAUUUAUUAUGUUAUUGAUCCAGGUUUUGUAAAACAAAAAGUGUACAGUAGUAAAUCUGGUAUGGAUCAACUUAUUGUCACACCAAUUUCACAGGCUCAAGCUAAACAACGUGCUGGACGUGCAGGUCGUACAGGUCCUGGAAAAUGUUAUCGUUUGUAUACUGAAAGAGCCUACAGAGAUGAAAUGUUAGCGACCAAUGUACCAGAGAUUCAAAGAACAAAUCUAGCAAGUACAGUUUUACAGUUGAAAGCCAUGGGUAUAAAUGAUUUAUUGUCAUUUGACUUUAUGGAUCCUCCCCCAUUACAGACACUUGUCGCUGCUAUGGAAACUUUACAUGGUUUAUCUGCUCUGGAUGAUGAAGGAUUGUUGACACGUCUUGGAAGAAGGAUGGCUGAAUUUCCUCUUGAACCAAUGCUUUCUAAAAUGUUAAUUAUGUCAGUGCAUUUACAAUGUUCUGAAGAAGUAUUAACUGUCGUUUCAAUGUUAUCUGUUCAAAAUGUUUUCUAUCGUCCUAAGGAGAAAACUGAAUUGGCUGAUCAACGUAAAGCGAAAUUUCAUCAACCUGAAGGUGAUCACCUUACUCUAUUGGCUGUAUACAAUGCAUGGAAGAAUAAUAAAUUCUCUGCACCAUGGUGUUACGACAAUUUUCUGCAAGCAAGAACAUUAAAACGUGCUCAAGAUGUACGCAAACAAUUGCUUGGUAUUAUGGACAGACAUAAGCUUGAUGUAGUUUCAUGCGGUAAAAAGACUGCAUUAGCACAGAAAGCAAUUUUGUCUGGAUUCUUUCGUAAUGCUGCAAAGAAAGAUCCACAAGAAGGUUAUCGUACGCUGGUUGACCAACAAGUUGUUUAUAUUCAUCCAUCAUCUGCAUUAUUUAAUAGACAACCAGAUUGGGUUGUUUAUCAUGAACUAGUUAUGACUACUAAAGAGUAUAUGCGUGAAGUAACCACAAUCGAUCCAAGAUGGUUAGUAGAAUUUGCACCGAAUUUCUUCAAAUUUGGCGAUCCAACUAAAUUAUCACGUACUAAAAAGUCAAUGCGAAUUGAACCAUUGUUCAGUAAAUUUGAAGAGAAAGAUUCAUGGCGUAUUUCACGUGUUCCAAGGAAAUUUCAUGUUAAAGUUACAUUUUAAUAUUUAUUUAACUAACUUAUUGUUGUUCAACUUCUGUUUCAAUGUAGUAUUUUGUUUUUCUCUUAAGCAAAUAUUUAUUUAUUUUGUACAGAUGUCAAGUGUAUUUUUAAGAAUUCACAUAAUUUACUAUUUAAAUCCUUAAUGGGAAUGAUUGUGAAAUGUAACAGCGUCGUUGUCCUGUUUUUUUCUCUUUUAAUACUGCUUCUUUCCUUUUUUUACAGAAGGAUCCGUAUACUAUUUGUAUUUUAUUAUUUUACCUAUGUAAUCGACUUGAAUUUGUAGUAAAAAUAUGUAUAGUUUUUCGUUGGUUUCAUAUUUUGGUGUUUUAGUGAUCAUACUCUGUGCCAAAGUUUUGUCUUAGUUAUAUGGGCAUGAACUUUGUGUAUUCUCACAUAGUUCUUUGUUGUCUUUUGUUUAUCUUGUUGUGAAUAGUGUCGCUAUUCAACACAAAUUUAAGAAGUUGAAUUUUAUUGACAUAAUUACAGGGUUUAGUUUAUUUAGUAAUGUGCUUUCAGUCAUAAUCAACAUAGGUUUAACACAAAUAUUCAUUGGCCCAAUAUAACAUCACAGUAGCACGACUAGAUGCAAUUAACAAGAUGGACAGUGAAGUAAUUGAAAUCGUAAAGUAGACAAUUAGAGGCUGAACAUUAAGAAUACGAUUUGAAAAAGUAUGUGCCAAAGAAUAAUAGAAAUUAAGAUCUAAAGAUAAAGUGUGGAUAGAUCUACGUCUUUAUGAUGGAUUCUAUCUUCAUCUACGAACAGUGACUUCAUAGACUGAUGCUAUGUAUUGGUUCGAUCAUCCCUAGCUCUCUUCCAUCUUCUCUACCAGAAAAAUUGUCUUUCGAGUUGAACAAUGAUUAGACGUACGUAACUUGUACUAGAACCAUCACAGUCAAUAAGAAUUGGUGACCUCAUCAAUUGAUUUAGCACUUUUGCCUAGUAUCUUUUGUUUAACCGUAACAUUUUUUCAUCCAAUCGCUCUACGAAACGUGAACGGUACCUCAAGAAACCUAUUACUGAAAGCUUACAGCUUACACAUAUCUUCUACUUUCACAGCUAUAAGAUAAUAAAGGUAGUUUUAGGCUGUUUACACUCCCGCCUCUCCUAUACCGUCAGCGAUGCAAGUUGUCCAAAGUUAGUCGGGCUUUCAUCAGACACCAAUCCACCAGGGUUGAUGGAAAUUCCAAGGUACGUGAAGUAGUCAGCGCGCUUAACUACUUCACUGCCCAUCAUUAGUUUAGGCGUUGACACAGACCAGUCCUGAACACAACAUUGCAACACAUGCACUAUAGCCUAUGGCAAUCUCUUCGCCAUAUAGGACUAUGUUAUCUACAUAUUUUAAAUCGAUAAGUGGACCUUCUGGUUAGAGAUCAUACCUUAAAACGGGUGGAAAACUAGUAAUUUUAGGAGAAAUUUCCCUCGAUUCGUUCCUUGAUUUCAGGAGGGUUGUUGGCUUAGCUACUUAACGCACGAUCAUUUAGCUACGGAAUCACUAACCCGUCUAUAAAUGUAAUGAUAUGUACACGAUGUUAUUGGUUUUUAUAAAAUAUGUUACUCACAUUCUGGCCUACAAACAAAAAUGGUGCUGGUUUCAUAGGAUGCACUGGUAAUUUUAUAUUUAGUUGUAACUCAGUAAUGAC
Molecule: messenger RNA, 5639 nt
Organism: Schistosoma haematobium
Lineage: Eukaryota; Metazoa; Platyhelminthes; Trematoda; Strigeidida; Schistosomatidae
Product: ATP-dependent RNA helicase dhx8, variant 3
Exons: 22
Coding region: 58-3999 (1313 amino acids)
Biological process (GO): spliceosomal complex disassembly; mRNA splicing, via spliceosome
Cellular component (GO): catalytic step 2 spliceosome; intracellular anatomical structure
Molecular function (GO): RNA helicase activity; RNA binding; ATP binding
Source: RefSeq, a predicted model, not a curated record